This is a messenger RNA of Ahaetulla prasina, 3108 nucleotides long. RefSeq names its product piercer of microtubule wall 1 (gene PIERCE1). Bases 351 to 767 code for a protein of 138 amino acids. NCBI's taxonomy places the organism in Eukaryota, Metazoa, Chordata, Lepidosauria, Squamata, Colubridae. Gene Ontology annotation, cellular component: axonemal microtubule. The transcript is spliced from 3 exons. Gene Ontology annotation, biological process: axoneme assembly. The record is from RefSeq and is a predicted model, not a curated record.
UCUAUUCUAUUCCUGCUCUGCUCUGCUCUAUUCUAUUCUGUCCUCACUUUUGGGUCUCCUGUGGAUUUCAAUGUCCUUUGUCAAAUUUGAAGAAAAGGGGAUGCAGACUUCUGCCCUUCCCAUCCCCCCAUCAAGUGCAGGCUAAGGCAUGUAAAUUUCUGUUGCUUUAAAUGCACCAGAAUGCCUGAAGCAGUUUCCUAGCAACCUGGGUUUGGUUUCCUAGCAACCUGAGCUUGGUUUCCACGCCAAAGCUGGUGCGUGGGUACCAGGCUGGUCCUCCACCCGGCUCUUCUCUUUCUUUGGACGGAGCGACUUUGCUCUGAGCAACCCCCGCCUGCCCAGCAGUUCCCAUGGCCGAAGAGCCCGAUCCUGAAGCUGCCACUGCCGCCUUGCGCAGUGCAGACGAAAGUUGCGCAGGUCAGAGAACCAGUGAUCAAUACCGGGUGAGCCAGGACUUACCUGCCCGGUUCAACCAUCCGGGAUGGUUUCGGGGUUACAGAGUGAAAGAACGCAACCCAUUGUUCAGGACGACCAACAUGGAUUACGGAGCUAAACCACCAACAGCGCACGAGAUGCCGACCAGUUUCCAUGUCAGUCCACAUGCCUUCUCUAACCGUCUCAUCACGUUCGGCAUGUACAGGAACCAUGGCAUCAACACCGUCAUGGAAAAAAGCUAUGUUACUGGCCCUGACAACUUCAUCACUUUCCUGGAUACCCUCAACUUCCACCCCAGUUACCGAACUAAAGGACCCUCCGUUUCGGAGUAAGGGCACCGGAAGGCUUCCUGGUCUCCUUUAGCAUUUUACCAUUCCACCAGACCAAAAAAUGAUUCCUCGAAAUGUUUCUAAAACCCACCCACCCCCUUUCCUUGGAAUAUUUUUUUUCAAAGGUGGCUUGCACUAGACUCCAAAAUACUCCUAAGGGGGCUUGUAGCUUGCAAAAACAGUCUUAGCCUCUUUCUUAAUACGAUAAACAUGUUAAAACAACAUUACCUGCCAUAAAAAUGGGAAUGGCCAGGUCUCUGAGCUAGGUUCCAAAUUAGGGCAAGGUCUACUUUGCCAGUCGAGGAUUCCACAUCUGUCCCACAGAAGCCACAGCAACUGAUAAGAAGAAAAUCUUUGUAGCUCACGUUUGAACCGUGGGGUCCUUGAUGCUCUCUGAUCUUGGUGGUUUUCUCACAGACAUUUCAUUGUCAGUCUAGCACUGAGGAUGUUACCUAGUUUGGUAAUGAGAUGUCUGCAAGAAAACCACCGAGCUCAGGGAGCACCAAGGACGCUGUAGGAACAGCUGUGAAAUUUUUCCUGGGGCUCUGCCAAUCAUUGAGACAAAUCAACCAGAGCUCUGUGUUCAAGGCAGUUUCCUAAUUUUGUGGCAGCCGCUUUUGCUGGGCCAAGGACCGUCUCACUUUUGAAUGAUGCCUACAAUCCAAAGAGAAAUGAGUUGGUGGGGGGUGGGGAGAGAAAAUCUGGAUCUGAUAAUUCAAUACAUUGACUAGGGAAGUGCAGUGCUUCAGAUGUGAAGCCAAAUGGGUAUGCUGGGACUUGUUAGGUGCAUACAUGGCUCCUGACUGCAAUUUGUUAAAUCCCCAGGAAAAGAUGCAGCUGCUUUAAGGAAUGGUGGGCGGGAGCGAUCUGGGGAGCUGUUGGUGGCUCUGAAAUGGAGGGGGCGUGGGGACACUCGCAACACUUAGGAACGCCUUGUUGCAACCUGUUAGUACCCCAGGAUUCAGAUACGUGUUUUUCUGGAGCCAGAAGGUUAGUGCGUGAAGAGAAAAAUCAAUCGGAAUAGAGCUGGAAGAGACCUUGUAGAUCUUCCAGUCCAACCCCUUGCUCAAGGAGGAGACCCUAUACAAUUUGAGACAAAUGGCUGCCCAGUCUCUUCUUAAAAAUCUUGUGAUGAAGCACCCCCAGCGUCUGGAGGCAAGCUCUUUUACCGGUUAAUUGUCCUGUUAGGAACAUUCUCCUUAAUUCCAGGUUGCUUCUCUCCUUGAUUAGUUUUUAUCGUUUCUUGUCUUCUGGUGCUUUGGAAUUUAUGUUGACACACCACCACUACCACCCUUCUCAUUGUGGCAGCCCCUCAAAUACUGGAAUAUUCUUCUAGGGGUGACAGCUUGCCUCCUGGAGUUGUGGAUGAUCCAUCCCUGGAGGUUUUCAAGAAGAGAUUGGAAAACCAUUUGAUCAGGCUGGUAUAGCAGGAUGGUUAAGACUAGAGCAGGGCUUGGCCUAGAAGAACUCCCAGCUCUCUCCCAGCCUCCACCGGUGUCUCUAUAGUCUAUGAAAAGGCAUGUUUGAAAAGGAGGGAAACUGCACACUGUUCAAGUUCAACAAGAGCCCUUAAUCACAGUAUUGUCAUUCGCGCAAUAGCUUUAAUAUCCAUUUAUCUGUCUAAUGUCAAACCUGAAGCAGUGUCGCCAACCUUUCCUAAGCAUCGGUUUCUCUCAAGUGAGAAAUAAGAGUAGAAAUAACCAUGCGUAUACAUGUGACCCUUUAACCGCCAAAAUUAAAGAGAAGUGUCAGCGUUCAAUGUGAAGGAUAUGGAAGCAAGUGGCAAGAAGCCCCAAUAGCUAGUCACUAGUAUAUUACACAAACAAUUGUUACACAAACUACUGCUUAGUGCAGUAGCUUUGAUAAAAGCUUGUUACAGACAAUGUCAGCGAAAGUGCUGUGGAUUCAUGAUCACGGCAAAAUGUCCUAUCUCCAUUUUUUUGUGACUCAGCUGUUGUGGUCUUGCCAACCAAGAAUCCAGGCAAUCUGGAUUUGUUUAAAAAAUGACAGCUAAGAAAAUUGGGGCUUAGCGUACGAAUGAACUCUUUCAACACGCUGCUGGUUUAAUGUCAAAAUACACUCACAUAAUCAAUCUUCAAUUCCCAUAAAAAUUACUGUUUUCCUCUCUGUGUUUGGUCAGAGAAUUUCACCCCCGUCUUUCCAAAUGAGACCUGAUGCGAAAUCCAUGUUUUGGAAAGACUUUUCCUUCUUUGGGGCCCUGUCCAGAGUCCCUAAAGCACAGAAGACCCUGUGAGGGUUGCAGGGAGUGCUAAUGUGCCAGGGUUACCAGAGCAAGCAGAACAAAAAUGUUCAUAAAACUCUAAAGUCGAAAGGACCCAACCAG